AUUGUGACAAAUGGAGUUUAUCAUAGUAUUGAACAUCGAGUAACAGUUAAUUCAGAAAAGGAGAGGAUUUCCAUCGCCACUUUCCUUAACCCGAAAUUUGAUGGAGAUCUGAGGCCAACACCAAGCCUUAACAUGGAUCAAAAGCCAGCGUUAUUCAAAAGGAUGAGUGUUGUUGAGUGCUAUAGGGGAUUAUUUUCCUGCGGGAUCUCCGGAAAAUCAUAUCUAGAUGUCAUGAGACCUAUUUCAAUUAAGAAACUGGAGUUCUUUUUGGGUUAUGAAUGA
Ilex paraguariensis (yerba mate) is the source of this 282-nucleotide messenger RNA. The record is from the annotation of a GenBank genome assembly. Lineage: Eukaryota; Viridiplantae; Streptophyta; Magnoliopsida; Aquifoliales; Aquifoliaceae.